CAGGAGAGAAGAGAGAGGCAGACACCCAAACUAUUUUGAAGACAGCGUAUUUUCAGCUUCAGUGCAACACAACCCACAGGUAGAAACUGGAGGAAAUGAAAGCCCAGCAGCCAACAGGAGAUGUGGAGGCCUUGAUACAGAUGCAAAAUGGGCUUCCUGUUUCACCACCACAGGAAGUGGCGGGCAGAGGCAACAAGGUGCGCACGCAGCAGACGUCCUUGCCGUGUCUCACCACUUCAGCAAGAAACCCAUUAUGGAUAAAGACUAUGUUGGCUUCGCUACGUUGCCCACCCAGGUCCACAGGAAGACUGUGAAGAAGGGGUUUGACUUCACUCUGAUGGUAGCAGGAGAAUCUGGACUGGGAAAAUCCACUCUCAUCAACAGCCUUUUCUUGACUGAUCUGUACAAGGACCGAGCACUUCCAGAUGCACAAACCAGGAUCCCCCAGACUCUGGAAAUUGUCAAACAUGCCGUAGAUAUUGAAGAACGAGGAGUGAAAGUCAAGCUGACGGUGAUUGAUACCCCAGGAUUUGGGGACGCAGUAGACAACACUGAGUGCUGGAAACCAAUUGCCAAUUACAUCAACGGCCAGUUUGAACAGUAUUUUCAGGAUGAGAGCGGCCUCGACCGCAAGAAUAUUCAGGAUGGGCGUGUCCAUUGCUGCCUCUACGUCCUCUCGCCUUUUGGCCAUGGGCUCCGCCCCCUGGAUAUAGAAUUCCUCCGAGCCAUCCAUGACAAAGUCAACAUUCUGCCUGUGAUUGGAAAAGCGGAUUGCUUGACUCCAACAGAGGUGCAGCACAAGAAAGAAAAGAUUCGGCAGGAGUUAGCAGCCAACAGCAUCUGCAUUUAUGAAUUUCCUGACUGUGACUCCGAUGAAGACGAAGAGUUCAAAGCUCAGGAUGCUGAGAUGAAGAGAAGCAUCCCUUUUGCUGUGGUUGGAUCCAGCCAUGUGGUCAGAGAAUUAAAGGACAAAGUAUUUCGAGGAAGACAGUAUGCCUGGGGAACAGUGGAAGUGGAGAACGCCACACACUGUGACUUCGUUAAACUUCGGAACAUGUUGAUCCAAACCCACAUGCAGGACUUGAAGGAUGUGACCCACGAGGUUCAUUACGAAAACUACCGCGCACAGUGCAUUCAGAGUCUCACCAGACCGGGAGCUCGGGACCGCAGUAGCCGCGCGAAACUGUCACGCCAGAGUGCCACUGACCUGUCUGUCCUGCCCAUGACUGAGACAGAGAAAUUAAUUCGUGAGAAGGAUGAGGAGCUCCGUCGGAUGCAGGAAAUGCUACGGAAAAUGCAGGAACAGAUGCUACAGAGCAAGGGGGAACAAUGUGACAGCCUCUGAAAGAGACUAGAGCUCUUCUUCCAAGAACCACAGGAAUCCCAAAGGGAGAAGAGAAGCACUCCAGCCAAUCUUCCUGCAGCCAGGGACCAGAGGAGCCACCAGCUUUGGAAAACGGCCAGGUUAGCUCUGGCAAAUGAACUGUGCAUUUUUUUAAAAUCCCACCUUUACUAUUUUUAUAAAUAAGGCAGCGAACAUACCUAAUACUCCU
Python bivittatus (Burmese python) is the source of this 1553-nucleotide messenger RNA. It is a transcript of the gene SEPTIN1, whose product is annotated as septin 1. NCBI's taxonomy places the organism in Eukaryota, Metazoa, Chordata, Lepidosauria, Squamata, Pythonidae. Gene Ontology annotation, molecular function: GTP binding. The record is from RefSeq and is a predicted model, not a curated record.